Molecule: messenger RNA, 3205 nt
Organism: Periophthalmus magnuspinnatus
Lineage: Eukaryota; Metazoa; Chordata; Actinopteri; Gobiiformes; Gobiidae
Gene: ccnd1
Product: cyclin D1
Exons: 5
Coding region: 267-1148 (293 amino acids)
Biological process (GO): regulation of cyclin-dependent protein serine/threonine kinase activity; positive regulation of G1/S transition of mitotic cell cycle; mitotic cell cycle phase transition
Cellular component (GO): cyclin-dependent protein kinase holoenzyme complex; nucleus; cytoplasm
Molecular function (GO): cyclin-dependent protein serine/threonine kinase regulator activity
Source: RefSeq, a predicted model, not a curated record
AGGGCGCGCGCCGAGGCGACGUGCGCGCUCCUGACGCAGGGUUUUGUCUGGCAAAGCGCAGCGUUGUUCUUCAGAGGCUGGCGCACACCGCAGGAGCAAGAGCAGCUGCACAGAGUCAUUUCACCUCCGCAAGAGUCUCCUCGUGUGCGCUCCUGCUCCUCCUGCUCCUCCUGCUCCUCCUGCUCCUCCUGUUCCUCCUGCUCCUCCUGCUCUCCGCGGAAACAGCGCGUCGAACACUAUACUGGGUUUUAAAGCACACUUCUGCCAUGGAGGACCAGCUGCUGUGCUGUGAGGUGGACUCCAUCAGGAGAGCCUACCAGGACACAAACCUGCUCAAUGACCGCGCGCUCCACACCAUGCUCAAGGCGGAGGAGAACUACCUGCCCUCACCAAACUACUUCAAGUGUGUCCAGAGGGAAAUUGUGCCCAAAAUGAGGAAAAUAGUUGCCACAUGGAUGUUAGAGGUUUGUGAGGAGCAGAAAUGUGAAGAGGAGGUUUUUCCACUGGCUAUGAACUAUUUGGACCGAUUUUUAUCAGUGGAGGCCACGAGGAAAACCCGACUGCAGCUGCUGGGAGCUACCUGCAUGUUUCUGGCCUCCAAGAUGAAGGAGACCGUCCCCUUAACGGCAGAGAAACUCUGCAUCUACACGGACAAUUCAGUUCAUCCGUCCGAGCUGCUGCAAAUGGAGCUUCUGCUUCUCAACAAACUCAAGUGGGACCUGGCCUCGGUCACGCCGCAUGACUUCAUCGAGCACUUCCUGUCCAAGCUGAAGAUUCACCCGUCCACCAAACAGAUCCUCCGGAAACACGCGCAGACGUUUGUGGCCCUCUGUGCUACAGAUGUGAACUUCAUCGCCAGCCCUCCUUCGAUGGUGGCGGCCGGCAGUGUGGUCGCUGCAGUCCAAGGCCUGUACCUAAAGAGCCAUGACGCCUCCUUAUCCUCUCAGAACCUCACCAACUUCCUCUCACAAGUCAUCCGCAGUGACCCGGACUGUCUGCGCUCGUGUCAGGAGCAGAUCGAGUCUCUGUUGGAGUCGAGUCUGCGACAGGCGCAGCAGCAGCACCACAGCUGCACAGAGAGCAAACGUGUGGACGGGGACGUGGACCUGUCCUGCACCCCCACAGACGUACGGGACGUCAACAUCUGAGGACGCGGCUCACAAAGAGACAGAUCUAUGAACAACGGAGGGCUGGGACACGUGGCUGCGGGCCAGAACCCACUCGCAAGUGGCCCCAAAGUCACAUUUCUGCUAAUGUCCCGCCCCCACAAGGGAAUGCAACGCUGAGGGCUGGAGCGCAAGCCACGCAAAGAGACAUUCAGUAGAUACUCUUCCCUCAAAUAUUAAACUAGGAAUCUUCAAAUUACCACAGACUUGCCUACUAAACAUCCCAAAGUGUAACGUAGGCCUUAGUUUGUCUUCAGGGUUUGCCCUGAACUAUAAUUAUUAUUAAAGACAGAGGCUUUUUGUUUGUUUUUUUUAUACUUAGAGCGUUUUAGACUUGUCCGAGCUCCUGUUUGUUGCAUCGCAGGCAUUCGUAUACCCCCUGCUUGCUUAUGUUUAGUCACUUUAUAUAUCCAUUUAGACCUUUAUCAGUUAGUCUUAUACCUCUUCUUUUCCGAGCAUUUGUUUUCGUAGUUCUGAGCUGCGCUGUUGAUGAGAGCCGCUGUGGGAUGCUGAUGAAAUGGUUUGGACAGAAUGGCUUGUUUGUCCAUCCAUUGAUUUGCUUUACCGUUUAACUUGCUGUAGUUUGAGAAGCUUGACCCGACGCACAUGCAAGCACAGCAGUCCAGUGUGCAUUCUUUCUCUUACUAGAUCUAAAACCAUUCAGACUUUUAUUCUUAAAAAAGCACUUUUAGUCAGCAUGGCUGGCUCAACUAAAAAAAAAAUCACAGUAAGUUUGGAUUGGGGACAGAGUAGAAGUCGUGGGGGAGGAUGGGACAGGACCAGUCAGGAUUGGGAGCUCGUAGAAGCUGCUGUCACGUAACGUCUCUGGUUUGGUUUAAUCAGCACAGUACUGGGGUAAAGUCAAAGAAGUAUUACUCUUAAGGUAAAAUGAGUUUUUUUUUUUGAGAAAGUAUUUAUUUUUUAGAUUACCUUCUGUAGUUUGCAUAAUGAAACGUGCUGAUAUAACCAAACCUUUGCCAUGAAAUCCCAGUCUAAACGCCAGUGCUCUACCUGACCUCGUACUGCUCAAGGAUUUUGGGAGGGGGACGAAGCUACAAGACGUAAAAGAAGGGGAGGGGGGGCUUUAGACAAGAUUUUGCACAAAAACUUCUAAACGUGGGCUGUGUAUCUGAGGAGACUUCCCUGACAAAAACAGUGGGGCGAGUGAAAGUGGCUAAAGGGGUUGGACUGCACCGGAGGACCAGCAGCAGCCACUUUCAAUCACUGAGGAGGAGGAGGAUGUGCUGGGCUGGAGGACCCUGGAUGUGGGACAGAGUAGGAGACAAACACUCCUUUAAUCCGCUGCUAUAGAAAUAAACCCCAGCUACGUGUUUGAAUAAAAACAGAAAAAUGAAAAAGACAAAACAAAUGAUUCCAGUGAUGCUUUUUCCUGAUGUUUGCUGCUAAUUUUUGGUUGUUUUGAUAUACAUAUAAAUGUCAAUAUCCUGCCAUUCUAGGGUUGAAUUUUCUCAUAGAAAAUGUUGUUAUUGACAUCCUCAUUGUUGUAAUGUAGAUUCUGUGUUAUCAGUUUGUUUUGUGUAUGAUGAAUGAUUCUCCGUACUAUUCCAAAAACAAGGACAAUGAGAGCGUCUUCAGUAAUGCUUGAGCCACGAUACCUCAUAUGACAGUUCAGAUCUCUAUUUGUGUUUGUUAAGUUCUUGCUUGUUGGUUCAGUGCCUGUCGCUGUGUUUCCAGCAGUUCCACGGCACAGUUUGAACCUGGUGCCAUAACAGUAAAUGGGAUGUGUGUAACUCUGUUGAGUGUUAAGCUGUCUCGCUGAAAGAGACUUUAUCCGCCCUUUGGGCCCAUGGUGGCCUUCCUUUCCCCCUUUUUAUAUUUAUAAAAAAAAACUAAGAAAAAAAACAUCUUUUGCUCCAGUUUUCAGUGAGUCCAUCUACAUUUGUAAAUAGAUUGUCUGCUCAUUAAGCCAUAGACUCUUGUUUUACAAAUCAUUCCUCACAGUUGUUCUACAUCAUGUAGGUUGUCUACAACUGUAUUCAUUUGGGUCAUCUACACAAUAAAAGAUGAAUUAGAAGCUG